AUGACAUACAUCAAAUUUUAUGAAGCCCAGGAAGCCAUCGGCAUCAAUCGCCGGAGCUGCAACACUGCGCUAUUACGAGCACAAAGGGCCGGCACCGCGAAUAUAUAUGGGGUGUUUGGCGGGCAGGGCAACACCAGGGAGUACUUUGAGGAGCUGCGCACGUUGAGGAACACGUAUCCCAAUCUACUUGCGGGCCUAAUUCAAACAUGCAGUAGUCACCUUUCGUCUCUGGCGGCCAAACCAUCUAUCGCAGAUCAAUUCCCACAAGGUCUAAAUGUAUCACGAUGGCUGGAGGAUGCGAAACACACGCCCGAUGUGGAAUACCUUAUCCGCGCACCCGUCAGUUUCCCGCUGAUAGGAUUAUUGCAGCUCUGUUAUGUCAGAGCGUUGGUGGCUAGCCUAGGCGGCAAUCCCGCCGAAUUCACAACCGCCUUCUCCGGGUUUGCCGGUCACUCGCAGGGCGCCGUAGUGGCUGCCGCUAUGGCUACGGUCACCACUUGGGAAAGCUUUGAACACGUCGCCCUGACUGCCACUACAGUACUGCUUCACAUCGGCGCGCGGAGCCAACAGUCCUUUCGGCAAACCCCGCUGGCUCCGGAAAAGGAGGUCGUUCUGGACGCUGCGGGGCUGGGCACGCCUUCGCCUAUGCUAAGCAUCACUGGCAUUGGCCACGCCGACCUGGUCACCGUUGUUGACGCUACAAAUGCCCACCUUGCCGUCGACGUGCAAAUGGCCGUGUCUCUGGCCAACAGGGACGACACCUUUGUGGUCAGCGGUCCGGAGCGGACGCUAGCUGCUCUGGUGGAGGCGCUCGGCGGCGGAAGACCGACCGAGCCGCAGGAACGUGUGCCCAGUUCUCAGCGCAAGAUGACUCCCCGGCUUCGCUUCCUCCCAAUUUCCAUCCCCUGCCAUAGCCCGAUGCUGGCUGGUGCGACCCCGCUUAUCCUUCGCGACUUACAAGCCGCCGGGGUCAGACUGGACAGCGCGGCCUUGCGUGUUCCGGUCAAUCAGGGCGUGGACGGAGGACACCUCGCCGAGGGGUGCAAGGAUGAUAAUUUGAUCCCGUACCUGGUGGAAGGUAUCACCACGCGCGCCGUGGAUUGGCGCACCGCCGCAUUCCCAUCAGCAACGCAUAUAAUCGAUUUCGGUCCGGGCGGCCCAUCUGGUGUGGGCGCUCUAAUAAUGGAAAAACUCUCAGGCACCGGGGCGCGCGUCAUUGUUGCCGGCCGCAAUGGCCUCCACAUCCCUGAACAGCAGGACAUGGGCAGCCUGGUGGAGAUGUACGAUCGCCGCGACGAGGGCCUAAAGUGGAACGUCGACUGGCACAAGGAUUUCGGGCCGUCGCUGGUCCGCACUGCGGGCAAGUUGGCUCUGGAUUCGAGGAUGAGCAGGCUGUUGGGACUGCCGCCCGUCAUGGUUGCGGGGAUGACGCCCACGACUACGCAUCCGGAGUUCGUGUCGAGUGUAAUGCGCGCGGGGUACCAUGUCGAGUUCGCCUGUGGGGGAUAUAACACACCCGCUGCGCUCCGUGCUGCUAUAUUGGAAAUGGUUACAAUGCUGCCCGCCGGUAGAGGGUUGACGUUGAAUGUCAUUUACGCCAACCCCAAGGCUCUCGCUUGGCAGAUCCCGCUGAUCCGGCGGUUGCGCAACGUCGAACAAGUCCCAAUAGUCGGACUUACUGUCGGCGGCGGUAUACCAUCUCUACAAGUGGCUGCUGAAUACAUCACCACGCUCGGCAUUUCGCAUCUGUCCCUUAAGCCGGGGUCGGCGACGGCGAUACAGCAGGUCUUAGCUAUUGCACGUGCGCACCCAAAUUUCCCAAUUAUGUUACAGUGGACCGGCGGCCGAAGUGGCGGCCACCAUAGUUUUGAGGAUUUCCAUGCGCCAAUAUUGGAAGCCUACCCGCGGAUCCGACAAUAUGGUAACGUUAUCCUGAUAGCGGGAUCCGGCUUCUCCGAAGCUGAAGAUAUAUAUCCGUACCUUACGGGGACGUGGAGUUUAUCCCAUGGGCGCGGGCGGGCCAGUCGUAUGCCCUUUGACGGCGUGCUUUUGGGCAGCCGGGUUAUGGCGUGCGCCGAAGCGCUGACCUCGGCGGCCGCCAAACAGGCCAUAGUCGACUGCUCCGGUCUGUCAGACCACGAGUGGGAGGGCACGUAUGGUCCUCAAGGUGCAGGGGGUGUGGUCAGCAUCACCUCGGAGAUGGGCGAGCCCAUGCACGUCGUCGCCACCCGCGGGGCGCUGCUGUGGGCCGAGCUCGACAGGGUACUUUUCAGCAUCCCCAAGGGCCCGAGGAGAGGUGCAAAGUUGGAGGAGAUGCGAAACCAUGAACUGAUUACGCGGCUCAACCGAGAUUUUCAAAAGCCGUGGUUUGCCUGUCGGUCUACGGUCUCUGGUGCGCAAGUGGCGUGCGAGUUGCUCGACAUGACAUACGCCGAGGUUGCUUGGCGUGUCGUCAAGCUUUGCAGUGUCAAUGGCAAAACCUGGAUCGAUGAGACCUACGCCGAGUUGCUGGGCGGUUUCUUGAUGAGGGCACAGCAACGCUUCCUCGACGCAGUAGCCUUGGAGGGCUGUGAUGCGACCGCGUUGCAGGAGAGGUGUAGGCUGGACCCAUCGGCUUCUGUCAGCAGUGUUAUGGCAGACAUUCCCGAGGCGCUGGACACACAACUAUACCUUGAAGACGUGCAUUUCUUUGAGCAGCUCUGCGCCACGCCCGGCAUGAAGCCCGUUCCGUUCAUCCCGGCGCUUGAUUCCAAAUUUGAGACGUGGUUCAAGAAAGAUUCGCUCUGGCAGUCGGAGAACCUGCAAGCUGUGGUCGAUGGCGAUGCGGGACGGGUGCUCAUUCUCCAUGGACCCGUGGCAACUCGUGGUGUCAAGGUUGUCGAUGAGCCGGUUGGGCAGGUGCUUGAUGGGAUUAUGAAUGGGGUUCUGGGACGACUGCUCUCUGAUCGCUACCAGGAUGACGCUGAUGCUGUUCCAACUGCUGAGUAUAUUCCCGGCCUGUCUUUUCAGAAUCUCAUAUCAGUCAACGAGGCUAUGGAGUCCGAUGACUGGGAAUUGGCGGCAGAGGGCAACGAGGACGAUCCCAUCGGAACCGAUAUAAUGAGGGGCUCACUAAAUGGCGAGUCUUUAAGGGCUGCUAUCUGCACCAAUGACAGUGACCAAAGAGAAUCCUGGCGUCAUGCCCUCUUCCACUCACGGCACAUCUUCCGUGGAACAAGGCUGGUAGAGAACCCCAUGUGGACAAUCACCGAAGCCCUGUGGGCCGAACGUGUAGAGAUACUCACUGCAAACGACUCCACCACUAUUACAAUCCUGGGCGUAAAGGAGAACACUCACACCCAAGAGUCCACCCUCCUCCAGAUCAUGAAGCCCACCACCUCCACCUCUAUCGAAAUAAGACUAUUCACCUUUCGCACCCCCUCUGCCCCCGUGCCGCUCCUAUUGCAGCUGACGUACCAUCCGGCCACCCCGUACUCCCUCAUUCGUGAGCCGCCCAACUUACGAAACCAGGCCUUGUACAACGUGUACCGCGAGCUGUGGCUCACCUCGAACGUCACGUUUGAGUCUGGCUGGUUCACCGAAACAGUUAACAUUACGGCCUCGCGAGUGAGCAAAUUUAAUCAGGCCGUUGGAUACUCCAAGGCUCACCAGUCCGAGACGGUCAGUAUGGACUUUGCCAUGGUCGUCUCGUGGGGCACCAUUUGCUCCGCCUUGCUUGCCGAUCCUGUAAAGGGCGACUUGCUGCGUCUUGUGCACCUCAGCAACAGCUUUGAGUUUGCGACUGAUGAUGAUGACCACCGUGGCGAUGAAUCGAUGGGAAUUGGCCAUGUCAUCACCGCCAGGGCAUGCGUUAGUCGUGUCAUGCCAGCGCGCGGCUCGGAUGGCGCCGUCACAGGCUGUGAGAUUGAUGUGCUUUGCCAUUUGAACUCGAGCAAUGGGACACUGAUCAUGACGAUUCGAUCGAGGUUCUUGAUAAGGGGCCAGCCGGACGAUGAUGCUGUUACCGAGGGCAUAACGUACUUUAGUCACACGGAAAAUGCACCGGUCGAGAUUGUGCUCAAGAGCGUGGCGGAUGUUGCCCUUUUUUGGGUUAAUAUACAAGAUUAUCUGGUUGCCCCCAAUGCUGAAACGGGUGCCAAUAGCACACUGGAAAACCUCAUGGCCACAUAUCUGACAGACGUGGCAGUUCGUCCUCAAACCGUCGAGUUUCACACGGAAACCCACAUCACAGACAACAACAUCAAGACGUCCGGUAAUCUACAGCUACGCACCGACUCUGGCUUGGUGCAAAUGGCAAAUAUUUCUCGGACAUCCUUGGGCAAGUGUCCAUUGCAAGCUUAUCUAGCAACCUAUGGCCGGCAACUUAACCAACCAAUCUUACUCCUACAGCCGAUCCACUACCCACCGAUUGUGGCCGCAAUCAAAGUUCCAUGCACCAACCUGCCCUACUCGCUUGCGUCCGGCGACAUGAACCCCAUCCACACUUCACGCAUCUUUGCCGCUCUUGCCGGCAACGCCGACACCAUCACCCACGGCAUGUACGUCAGCGCCACAGUCCGGCAAGUGCUGGAACGAGCGGUUGCAGCACAGAGACCGGAGAGAAUACUGCGUUACGAGGCUCGCUUUGUGAAUAUGGUCCUGCCGGGUGAUGUACUCGAUGUGACCUUUACGCACGCUGCCAUGUUGAAUGGGUGUUUGGUUUUCGACAUCUCGGUUAGCCGGCAGGCGCGGGCCGGUACUGAUGAUGAUGGUCAAAGUACCGUGGUUAUGCAGGGUUCAGCGACGCUCACACAGCCACCAACUGUGAUUCUUUUCACCGGCCAAGGAAGCCAGGAGGUCAACAUGGGAAUGGACCUUUACGAAACCUCUUCCGUGGCGAGAGCGGUGUGGGACGAAGCAGACACAUACCUGCGAGAGAACCUCGGCCUUUCGCUGCUCUAUAUCGUCCGCCAAAACCCAAAAUCUAUAAAAGUGACCUUUGGCGGCAGGCGCGGUGCAGCCUUGCGGCAAAAAUACAUGGCCGCCACGACUGAAGGCCGGCCCAUGUUCCCUGGCGUUACGGCCACCACAUCAAGCUACACGCAUUGGGCCCCGGGGGGCCUCCUCUUCACGACGCAGUUCUCCCAGCUAGCCAUCACGGUCAUGGAGGUGGCGGCGAUGCGCGACAUGCGGGCGGCCGGGGUGGUCGACGUGAGUCGCAGUCGUUUCGCAGGCCACUCCUUGGGCGAAUACGGUGCGCUGGCCGCCGUCACGGACUGCCUGCCGCUCUCCAGCCUCCUGCCUAUGAUCAUGGCGCGCGGAGCCACGAUGCAAAAGGCCGUGGAGCGGGACGCGGAUGGCAGGAGCGCCUUCGCCAUGGUCGCUGUCGACCCUGGGCGGGUCGUGCUGGGCGGGACGCGAGGGACGCUCUCGCCAACUUUGCUGGAGGCGCUCGUGGUGCAAAUCGCCAAACGCAUGGGCUUGCUCCUGGAAAUCGUCAACUUCAACGUCAGAAAUGCGCAGUACGUUUGCGCCGGUGAGCUGCGGGCCCUGCAUGUGCUGCAACAGGUUUUGGACGACGCGGCAACACGAGAAACCAUCCCCGAGCAGCUAUGCAGCUUGGUGGAGCGGCAUGUCGCAGAGCUGGAUCUCUGCGCUACGGACGGCAUCAAGACCUCGAUUCGAUUGGUGAGAGGUCGCGCGACGAUACCGUUGGUAGGAAUAGAUGUGCCGUUCCAUAGCAGUCACAUCGCGCCGCGGAGGUCGGCGUUUCAAGAGUCGCUCCUGGUGGCCAUCAAGCCCGAACGGGUACGGGCCAGCCAGCUGGUUGGCAAAUACGUGCCCAACGUGACGGGUCGGCCGUUUGAGAUCUCCAGAGACUAUUUUGAGCAGGUUGCGGCCUUGACUGGGUCAAAGAGGAUAAAGGCUGUUCUAACUGAUUGGGAUGCGUGGACUGCGCGGAAACAGGGGCUGCAGAGGCUUGCUGCAGUCUGA
Messenger RNA from Pyricularia grisea, 5973 nucleotides. RefSeq lists its product as uncharacterized. The coding region runs from base 1 to 5973 and encodes 1990 amino acids. Gene Ontology annotation, biological process: long-chain fatty acid biosynthetic process. The transcript is spliced from 2 exons. NCBI's taxonomy places the organism in Eukaryota, Fungi, Ascomycota, Sordariomycetes, Magnaporthales, Pyriculariaceae. Gene Ontology annotation, cellular component: fatty acid synthase complex. Gene Ontology annotation, molecular function: [acyl-carrier-protein] S-acetyltransferase activity; enoyl-[acyl-carrier-protein] reductase (NADH) activity; fatty acid synthase activity. The record is from RefSeq and is a predicted model, not a curated record.